ACUGUGGAGUAAGCAUGAAAAACAGACUAAAACAAGAAACCCUUUUGAAUCAAAUUAUACACUUAAAUAUUUACUAUAAUAGUCCUUCCUAUUUGCAUUCUCGCUAAUCUCUUGUUUCUUUCUAAAAAGUUUUGAUUUUUAUGAAGAAAUUAGACUCCUCACAGAGAGAAUUCUAAAGUUGAAGAUAUCUAAUCCCUUUCUUACAGUUCUGGUACAGAACAGAUUGUUCAAGGCGUAAGUUUGUAUCUUCUUCAUAUCACCAAAAGGAUGGGAGAACACUUUGUGUUUCUGGUUGAUCGUUUGCUGACUGAAUCAACUUUGGAGGCUGCAAUAGAGAGCAGGAAUCAGAAUCUAUUAGCAUCAUGGACAACUGAUGAUCCGACAGGUGAUUGCGCCUCCCAAAGUGCUGAUGCUGUUUUAACUCCAAGAAAAAUGGUGGAAUGCAGGAUAUGCCAAGAUGAUGAUAUGGAAUCAAAUAUGGAGGCUCCAUGCUCUUGCUGUGGUAGCUUGAAGUAUGCACAUCGUAGAUGCGUGCAAAGAUGGUGUAAUGAGAAGGGUGAUACCAUUUGCGAGAUCUGCCACCAGCCUUUCAGGCCAGGUUACACAGCACCGCCCUCUAUUUUUCGACUUGGUGGUAUUCCAAUGAACUUGAGGGGGAAUUGGCGAAUUGUCAGAAGGAACUUGAAUAAUCAACGUGUGAUAGCUGUGGUUUCAACUGAUCACAAUCUCAUUAACUCUGAUGAAGAUGAAGUUUCUACAUCCAGAAUCAUGAUGUGUUGUCGUGUAUUUGCCAUAAUAUUUAUGCUGCUUCUAGUUGUAAGUCAUGCCCUUCCCGUCAUAGUUGAUCAAGCAGGGGACUACUCAUUUCCAUUGGUUAUGCUGCUGCUACUUAGAGUUAUGGGCAUUGUUCUUCCUGUCUACGUCAUAAUGAAAGCAGUGAUCUCAUGCCACCACCGGCAACACCAACAGGCUACUUUGCCCAACUCUUCGUCCCGUGAAGAAGCUGGCCUGGUGACUCUGCAGCAGGAACCUCCCAUAAUUGCUAUCCAAUGAAUAUUUUCGUUGUUGAAUGAAAAAAAAAGGUUUUUUCUUCAAGAUAGAAGAUUUACAUCGGACAGCGGUGUCUGUAGUGAAGGCUGAAGAGAUCAGUGAGAAAUUCAAAAUAGAAGCAUAAAAGUAAAAAAGAAAGAACUCAAAAGAAGACCAAGAUAUCCAAUUUACAACUAGAUAUGUCUGAAGGUGUGAAUUAGUCAGAAAAAUCUUUGUAUAGUUAAUAUGUAUAUGAACACUUUGAAAGAAUAUAAAACUAGCAAAAAAAAGGUUCUCAUCUGUAGUAUUACUAGUUAUACCACUUGAGAUUUCAUGCAAAAAAUAUUCAGAUUGCUAUAUUAACUGUUAAUUAUCAUAAA
Molecule: messenger RNA, 1409 nt
Organism: Solanum dulcamara
Lineage: Eukaryota; Viridiplantae; Streptophyta; Magnoliopsida; Solanales; Solanaceae
Exons: 8
Coding region: 268-1053 (261 amino acids)
Biological process (GO): protein ubiquitination
Cellular component (GO): membrane
Molecular function (GO): ubiquitin-protein transferase activity; zinc ion binding
Source: RefSeq, a predicted model, not a curated record